This is a messenger RNA of Pelodiscus sinensis (Chinese soft-shelled turtle), 940 nucleotides long. NCBI's taxonomy places the organism in Eukaryota, Metazoa, Chordata, Testudines, Trionychidae. The record is from RefSeq and is a predicted model, not a curated record.
AUGCUUGCUUCUGGCUAUCGUUCGCCCGUCCUCCAGAAAUAUGGAUACACUCACCUUUCUGCAGGCGACCUCCUUCGAGAUGAACGAAAAAGACCAGGCUCUCAAUAUGGAGAACUAAUUGAAAAAUAUAUUAAAGAGGGAGAAAUUGUACCAGUUGAGAUUACUAUCAGCUUGUUGAAAAGGGCUAUGGAUCAAAUAAUGGCUGCCGAUGUCCAAAAGUACAAAUUCUUGAUUGAUGGAUUCCCUAGAAAUGAAGACAAUCUUCAAGGCUGGAAUAAGAAUAUGGAUGGAAAGGCAGACGUGUCUUUUGUUCUGUUUUUCGACUGUGACAAUGAGACAUGUAUUGGUCGCUGCCUUGAAAGAGGAAAAAGCAGCGGUAGGAGUGAUGACAACCGAGAGAGUCUAGAAAAGAGACUUCACACGUACCUGCAAUCAACUAAGCCUAUAAUAGACCAAUAUGAGAAAAUGGGAAAAGUCAGAAAAGUCGAUGCCUCUCAAUCUGUUGAUGAAGUUUUUGGUAAAGUUGUGAAGAUUUUUGACAAAGAAGGCUAGUUUCAUACUUGAAAGCUCCCUCGAAAUUGUGCUUGAAUCUUGCUUUAAUAGCUGCUACUAAAUUCAACAUUUUUGUAAUUGUUUUAAAGAUUUUUUUAAAUGUUUCUUCUAUUCACAGAGUUGGAAAAAUAAUUAAUUGAAGAUUGUUGUUUUUAAAUAGGAAUGCAUAGAUUUAUUGUGGCUAUAGUAGACAAUAAAUUUCAGGAGUCUUUAAUUUAGUAUAGUUACUUACAAAAUAAAGAUAAUAGUCAAAAUCAAUCUGCAGAGACUAUCAGUCCUUUUAUAGUUUUGUGCCAUUCAUGGCCAGGCCUUCUUGUCGCUUAUUGCCAUAAAUCUGUUUUGAAGAGUCCAGUAAAUAGCAAUGAUAAGUGGCAAGGCCUACAUGUUU